GGGUGGGGAGCGGCGCGCGGAUCAUGGCAUUGGAGUUCCCGGGCUUGCAGCCGCCGCCGCCGCCUCAUCCACGCACCCCGAGCGCCCCUUCUUCCCGGAGCAGCAGCGGAGAAGGCGAAGCGGCCGGCGGGGGCGAGGCAGAUGGGGCUCAAGGCGCGCAGGGCGGCGGGGGCGGCUGGCGGCGGCGGCGACGGGGGCGGCGGCGGCGGGGCCGCUAACCCGGCCGGAGGGGACGCGGCGGCGGCCGGCGACGAGGAGCGGAAAGUGGGGCUGGCGCCCGGCGACGUGGAGCAAGUCACCUUGGCGCUCGGGGCCGGAGCCGACAAAGACGGGACCCUGCUGCUGGAGGGCGGCGGCCGCGACGAGGGGCUGCGGAGGACCCCGCAGGGCAUCGGGCUCCUGGCCAAGACCCCCCUGAGCCACCCGGUCAAGAGGAACAACGCCAAGUACCGACGCAUCCAAACUUUGAUCUACGACGCCCUCGAGAGACCGCGGGGCUGGGCGCUGCUCUACCACGCGCUCGUGUUCCUGAUUGUCCUGGGAUGCUUGAUUCUGGCCGUGCUGACCACGUUCAGGGAGUACGAGACUGUUUCGGGAGACUGGCUGCUAUUACUGGAAACAUUUGCUAUUUUCAUCUUUGGAGCCGAGUUUGCUUUGAGGAUCUGGGCUGCCGGAUGUUGCUGCCGAUACAAAGGCUGGCGAGGAAGACUGAAGUUUGCCAGGAAGCCCCUGUGCAUGCUGGACAUCUUCGUGCUGAUCGCCUCCGUGCCGGUGGUUGCCGUGGGAAACCAGGGCAAUGUGCUGGCCACCUCGCUGCGCAGCCUGCGCUUCCUGCAGAUCCUGCGCAUGCUCCGCAUGGACCGCAGGGGCGGCACGUGGAAGCUCCUGGGCUCCGCCAUCUGCGCCCACAGCAAAGAGCUCAUCACCGCCUGGUACAUUGGGUUCCUGACGCUCAUCCUUUCUUCAUUUCUUGUCUACCUGGUUGAGAAAGACGUGCCCGAGGUGGAUGCACAGGGAGAAGAGAUGAAGGAGGAAUUCGAGACCUAUGCAGAUGCCCUCUGGUGGGGCCUGAUCACACUGGCCACCAUUGGCUACGGAGACAAGACGCCCAAAACGUGGGAGGGCCGCCUGAUUGCAGCCACCUUUUCCUUAAUCGGCGUCUCCUUUUUUGCCCUUCCAGCGGGCAUCCUGGGGUCGGGGCUGGCACUCAAGGUACAGGAGCAGCACCGGCAGAAGCACUUUGAGAAAAGAAGGAAGCCGGCCGCUGAACUCAUUCAGGCUGCCUGGAGGUAUUACGCUACCAACCCAAACAGGAUUGAUCUCGUGGCAACGUGGAGGUUCUAUGAAUCAGUCGUCUCUUUUCCGUUCUUCAGGAAAGAACAGCUGGAAGCUGCAGCCAGCCAAAAGCUGGGUCUCUUGGAUCGGGUUCGCCUUUCUAAUCCUCGUGGUAGCAAUACUAAAGGAAAGCUAUUUACCCCUCUGAAUGUAGAUGCCAUAGAAGAAAGUCCUCCUAAAGAACCAAAGCCUGUUGGCUUAAACAAUAAAGAACGCUUCCGCACCGCCUUCCGCAUGAAAGCCUACGCUUUCUGGCAGAGCUCUGAAGAUGCUGGGACAGGUGAUCCCAUGGCAGAAGACAGGGCCUACGGGAAUGACUUCCUCAUCGAAGAGAUGAUCCCCACCCUGAAGGCCGCCAUCCGAGCCGUCAGAAUUCUACAAUUCCGUCUCUAUAAAAAAAAAUUCAAGGAGACUUUGAGGCCUUACGACGUGAAGGAUGUGAUUGAGCAGUAUUCUGCAGGACAUCUCGACAUGCUUUCCAGGAUCAAGUACCUUCAGACAAGAAUAGACAUGAUUUUCACCCCUGGACCUCCGUCUACCCCAAAACACAAGAAGUCUCAGAGAGGGGCAGCAUUCACCUACCCAUCCCAGCAAUCUCCCAGGAACGAACCGUACGUAGCCAGAACAUCCACAUCAGAAAUCGAAGACCAAAGCAUGAUGGGGAAGUUUGUGAAAGUUGAAAGACAGGUUCAUGACAUGGGAAAGAAACUGGACUUCCUCGUGGAUAUGCACAUGCAGCACAUGGAAAGGCUGCAGGUGCACGUCACGGAGUACUACCCGACCAAGGGCACCUCCUCGCCGGCCGACGUGGAGAAGAUGGAGAACAACCGAGAUCCUGAUUUGAAAACCAUCAUCUGCAACUAUUCGGAGACGGGCCCCCCCGAGGCCCCCUACAGCUUCCACCAGGUGCCCAUUGACAAAGUCGGCCCCUACGGGUUUUUUGCCCAUGACCCAGUGACCCUUCCCCGAGGAGGACCCAGUUCGGGAAAGGUCCAGGCGACGCUUUCCUCCUCAGCAACGACGUAUGCAAAAAGGCCCACCGUCCUGCCUGUCUUGACUCUUCUCGACUCCCGAGUGAGCUAUCACUCCCAGGCUGAACUGCAUGGCCCCUGCUCGGACCGGGUCUCCCCUCGGCAGAGACGGAGCAUCACGCGGGACAGUGACACGCCCCUGUCCCUGAUGUCGGUCAACCACGAGGAGCUGGAGAGGUCUCCGAGUGGCUUCAGCAUCUCCCAAGACAGAGACGAUUACGUGUUUGGCCCCAACGGGGGGUCGAGCUGGAUGAGGGAGAAACGUUACCUCGCCGAGGGUGAGACAGACACGGACACGGACCCCUUCACACCCAGUGGCUCCCUGCCUCUGUCAUCCACAGGGGACGGGAUUUCUGAUUCCGUAUGGACCCCUCCCAACAAGCCCAUUUAAAAGGGGUCAGGGGCUGCGUCCUCCUUGUAAUGUAGACACACGUUGUAUGGCUCACUUGCUCUCACAGCCAACACUUAGCAGUGAGACCACCAGUGGCUGCGUAAAAACACAUGCAUGUGUGCGGCGGCCUCCCACCGGGCAGGGCCUUCUUCCUCCCCAGGUCACCACAGUGAAGCCGCUUCCUUUUCAGCAUGGUUUGCAUGACUUUACAAUAUAUAAAUGGUACCGCUAAUCUCUUCUAGGAUACACAUUUAUCUGCUGUUCUUACUUUAAAUCAUGAUUGGACCAGUACGGGGAGAAAUUAUCGACGAGCCGUGCUACUUGUCCGUUUGGGUUUUGGUUUGGUAAGCGGGGAAUGUAGUUUAAGUUAUUUCUCGAACCACUGCCCCUUUGUGUAAAACAGUUCGGUGAUUAACUGUUUUCUACGGCAAGCAACUAGUUUGCUCAGCAAAAAUGCAUUGCGUGUCAAUGAGGUGGCCAACCGAGCUAAAACGCUAGGAAAGGAACAAGGCAGUCAUCGCCUAUCCAAAAGCAAGAAUUUUAAAACUUACCUGAUUAAGGAAAAACUAGCAAAACCAUCUCAAAGCUCUCAAAGGGACCUCACCUGGUCUGCCAUUGUCUGGUAUCAUGCCUCGGUUUCCUCAUCUGUGGUAAUCCCAAGUGUAGCAUUUCAAGUGAGUUAUGAAUUGACGGGGAGAAAAUACACACACACAUACACACUCACACGCAAGUUCAAAUCGUGUCCAAUUUAUGUAGCCAAAGAUAAUGAAAUGUAUCAGAAGUAGGGUGCCCCUCUGGGCAGGAGCUAAGUUCAGUGCCUUCAAAAUGAGGUUUCAACUCCCAUGCCUCCCCCUGAUACUUGUACAAAAUAUCCAUCUCAGAUGAAAAUUGGAAACCAGAAAUUAUCUGGUCCAAGUUCUCCUUUGUAAAAAUGAGAAGCCUUUGACUCCUGUAGAGACGAGCCGGGGUCGGUCCAUCGUCCCCUGGAGACCCGGGACUCCAAGCCCAGUCAGCUGACUCGUUCCAUGCCCUGGUCUCCUCCUUUCACACCACUCUGCCCUUUAUACGAUGGGAUCCAGAAAUUGUGCCGAGAUACCUGUCCUUGUCGUGUGGCAGGCGCCUACAACACAAUUUUCCCGGCAAGAGGGGGCUGUUUGCUUUUAUUGCAAAAUGUGCUUGCCUGACGCAUUGCAUUUCGGAUCCAGAAACACACACACACACACACACACACACACACACACACACACACACACUACAAGCAAGCUUCAACAUUUACUAAUAUGCAAAAGGGCAAAAUUUUCAGAAUCAUCCAACUCUACCCCUCCAGAUUUUUUAAACCACACGUAGCCGUAAGAUUAGCCAAAGUGCGAACAGAGCCUCUGAGAGCACUGCCCUCGUGGAUGAGUAUUCCAUAUUAAGCACAAGCCCUCCUGUGACCUCUUACGAGAUGUCACUACUCUCUGAAACACUUUGAUGGAGAAAGGUUUCUGUUAGGCUUGGGCGGGGUUAGCUAAAUGACUAGGCCACAGUAUCACUGUCUCGCUGUUAUCCCACAUCUAAGCGCUGGUUGUGGGUGGUUACCAUGGUGACCAUCAAGCGGAUCAAAAGGGCCUAACCAUCUACAUGCAUAUUCCACUGUGGCAGAUACCUGGUUGAUGGUUUCAUCGUGACCUGAUGCAGGACUCUUGUACUGUGUUAGAAGGCAGAACUAGUUUCUCAGAGAUGGGCUCCUUUCGACCCCCAUGUCAACAGCUACUGUGCAAAAGGCUCAGAGUACAAUAAUAAUGAAGGUUUGGUCCCUGACGUUAGCAGGGCACAACCAAAGCCUGCAGUCUUUGGCCCAGGGCAGGCAUUGUCAGGGGUAGGUGACAUUUACAUGGAGUAUCUCACAGAGAGGUAUUGACGUUGAGGUCUGAGUGGGAAAGACACAGGAACGAACACACACUUCGGAUAUGAACCUCCUCCCCUAUGGUGUGCCAUUUGACCUUCUAACAAUCUGAAGGGCAAAGGGAAUGGGACACAUGCAUGAAAGUGCCACUGGAGUUAAUGACCUAAGAAACCCAAUGCCCCUUCCUUAGGGUUUGGUUCUUGCUUCUGACCUUCCUGGAAUCUUUUACUACAAAUGAUUGAGCUUCUAUCAUCCAACACAUUACUAUGGUUUUCUUUAUGUACAUGAGUUAUUUGAAACAAACAAAAAAACUGAAGAAUGAAUCAAAGCCUCCACAUAGGCACCAAUUAUUUUUACCUACCUUAUGAAUAUUCUUGCAGAACCGACUGGCCUCAGUACCUUACAAAUACAUGCAUUCGCCAGGAACUCAAUGGAGUCCUCAGCAGGAUAAGUGAAACUUUCUCAUCCUCAAGCUAAAAAUAGUUACCAUGGAUCCAAAGUCAGAGGACCGCCUUGGGUUCUUUUAAAAACCUACAAAGGAUAAGAGCUUGUAUUAUCUCUUAAACCACAGGAGGACAGCCUAGCUUCCCCUGCUGGAUCAUAAGGCCAGGAUGACAGAGAUUGGGUUUGUGUCAAUUAUCAUCAUGUCUCCAACAUGUAGUAAGCUGUCAUUAUCAGUGUAGACGAAGACAAAACACAUUUUUCAUGAAUGACUAAAUGGUAAGACUUUUUAAAAGCUAUUCUUUCCCAUCUAAAAAAAAAAAAAAAAAAAAGUGAUCUUCUGGAAUUUGCUGCUUGGAUAUCCCUUAAAAAAAAAAAGUCAUCCCAGAAAAGCAAGCCAAAUCUGUUGAAGUUAUCUGCUCAUGAACAACAUCAUCAUCAUGGCUGGCAUUGAUGAAGCAGAAAUUCAAGGUGUAGAGUUGAACUUAAGUUAUGGGGAGAAACAACGUGUGCUUCCACAAAGAUCUUUUUGUCAGACACAAGAACAGCAUGAUGGAAAAAUCCAACAGAACAGGCUAAUAAUGCCCAAGAUUAUUCUACUUCAGAUUUAUCAGUGGUCCUGAAGCUUGCAGGAAAACUGCAAUAGUUUUAGCAGAAUACCAUGAAGUUGUGACAAAUUAAUUCCAUUAUAAAAACUGGGAAUUAUUUCCUCGAGUGGAACCAUAAUCCCAUUAUAGGAGUUCAGUCUCUCUGUGUCACACUAUGAUAUAUGAACACUUCAAGAAGUCAUUUUUUAGCAGAAUCAAAAUGAAUGAGAUCAAUCUAUCUUCCAAAUGUUAGGUGAGAGGUGAUCCUGUCAGGCUGAGAAGAAAGCAGUUGAGAUCAAGUGUGCGUUUUGACCAUCAAACACCAGCACACAAGCAAACACGAAAAGUUUAAGAAAAAAAAAUUGUGAGAGGCAAAGGAAAAAAAACCAUCAAACUGAGAAAGUUCUAUUCACUGACUAUUCUUUUUCUGGGGACUAAGAGCUUGGACUUCUUAGAUAUAAUAUGGAUAUAAUAAAGCUCUAGUUUCAAUGAAAACAUCUAGAAAACACCAAGAUAUACAAUAGUUCAAAAUGAGCUAAUUAGUCAGCAGUGAAUGCAUUAUGCCUUGCCAUCUUUGUGCAAGGCAGUUCCUAGACACUAAGUUGAAAGAAUAAUUACUUGUAGAAAAUCCCAAUAUAAUAAGAUAUACUCAAAUUUGCAAGACCAUUCUCCUAAAUCCAUGCCGCUCUACCAAGAAUGUAAUAAAAACAUUUAUUUGUUUACCCAUUUACAAGAUUUACUAAGCACCACCAUCUGCUAGGCACUGUGCAACAUACUGGAAAUUCAGAGUUAAGAAAACCACAGUUCCUGCCACCGAAGAGCUAGGAAUCUGGUGGCCUCAAAUAUUGGAGGCCCCUACAAAUUAGGUCUACCAGGAAUGGAAGGUAUCUGAUUUUAUCCCCGAAGACAUCUGCAUAGAUAGGAACACUUCCUCACGUGGAAUCGGUGGGAGAUUGAGCAUGGAGGAAAGUAAAAGCAUGAAUUCUCCAUCAAAAUGAUAAUGAUACCAUCAGUUCAGGGAAGACUGAGUGGUUGAACUUUGAGUUUGGGUUCAAUGCACUGGGCUUUAUAGCUCCAGAUAAACUAUGUACAAAAGAAGUUCUAGACUAUCUGAGAACAUUCUUGGGAAAAAACUAGCUUUCUCCUCCUCUCCAGAUCCCUACAAUGAUUGAGUCCAGGCAAGAAGCUGGGAUACCUCCAUUUCAUUAUGUUGACCAAGAGAGACUUGUGGUACUAGCCAAGACAUAUAUUUCAAGAGAAAAGUGUCACUCUGCCAGUGGGACUCUGCUAAUCAAAUUCUCCUGAAGUGAGAGAAGAAAUUUGUUCAGUGGUCUAAGUUGACUUCACUUUGGGCAGUACUGACAAGCAUAUCCCCAGCUUCUCCCAGAAGGUGCCAUGUAGCUGGCCUUUGUUUUCUGUGAAUAUGCUUCCAAGGCACGUAGGACCAUAUGGAUUUCCUUUGCUUUCUGAACCCCAGGCAUCCUUAGGAAUUUGCCUCGUGUCCUCACUUGUCCUUGGAGGCUUGCUUAUUUGAAGAUAAACUUUUUUCAAAGAGUAGAAGUCCUUUCUUGGCAUCCAAAUCACCCAAAGUUUUUAUGUUACUGAUAUUACACUACUCAAAACUGAGCUAAGAGUUCCCUAAACAAGGCAGCAGGUACCACUUCUCUGAUGCCCAGAUUAGAACAUGUUAAGAACCAGGCUAUCUCUAUAGCUUUCAUGGCUUGGGAAACCAGCAGUGGAAAUCUCAAAGAGAUAUAAAGGAUCUAGAGAUGACCUGGAUGAAAAUUUGAAUCUCAGGACACUCAAAAGUGUUUGACUUUCCUGGUCUGUUUUGAUGUUCAAAUGAGACAAUCGAUAUAUAUAUAUUUAAAGCCCCUAGUACAGUGAUGGCUGGAGACUCUUACACGUGCGCUUUUUUUAAUACUGUAAAUGGACGCCAUUGCCUCAGUCUUUGGUAUUAUUUAUGAAUUCUAAAUUUACCCCAAGAAAUCCUUUUUAGAAGAAGAGUGGUGGAGAUACAAUCCCGAUUCAGGCACUUUUGCAAUGGCUUUUUUUCUUUUUUUUUUUUUUUUAAGUACAUCUCUACCAAUGAAAUGAGGAAGGACAGGAAUGUUGGAAUGAAGGUGGCAGGACUGUUGGGUUGCGGUUGAUUGGGUUGUGGCCGUUCCCUUGGACACACAAUACCACCUGUUGGACCAUUCUCUCAAAGGAUGAUCUCUAGGAGGCAAUGCCAAGUAGCAGGGAUAAUUAAAUAUGAAGGAACUAGUGGCUGCAAUGAGGAAAGUUAACCAAGCCAUGAUGUCGGUCAGACAGCACCCUGGCAAUGAAUGGAGAACUUCCAGAGGAAAGGGUUCAAGCUCGCUCAAACUCGCCCUGGGGGGAUUUGUUCCCAACCUCUAACAACCUCAACUUUGUUAUCCCCGUAGGAAAAGUGUGACCAGUAGGUUGCUUUAUUAUAAUAGAAGCAGGGAGAUACAAUUUCAUAGAUUCUUGAUGCUCAGAGCAAGAAGAGUCCUUGAUCAUCAAGAACAAUCACUUCUCUGCUCAGAUCAGGAAGUAGAGGCUCAGAGUAAAGGGAGUCACACUAGCCACUCUGUGUCUGAGUAAGUGAUUGGGCAGCAGAGUGAAUCAAGAACCCAGGUCUCCUAACUCCUGGUCCAGAUAUCAGAGAUCAGAUAUGGAAGGUAAGUAACAACUGAGAAGAAAACAUUACAAGUGGGCCCAGAAGAUGAAUGAGAACUUCCUGGCCCACUCCGGAAACUGCUAAACCAGAUGCAUUGAUUGGAACUCACUCCUGUCUCUGGAAUAUGAUUGAUCUCAUGCCUUGAAAGAUGACAACGUUUCUUCUCCCAAGAUCCUGCUGACUCUCAGAAGGCCUGGCAAAACCCACGGCUGCUGUGGGCAGUUGAGAAAAGGGAUAAAGAACAGCCUCAUGGCCAUGCAAGCACUCUCCUUCACUUCUCUGGCCUCGACAACUCUGUCCCCUCCUUGUCCUGCUAAGCCUAGACUGUUUCUAUUCUUUGGCCCCCUCCCCUGGACUCAUUCAGCUCCAGAGCCAUCACCCAGGUUGUAUCCUCAUCCAGAAGCCAAUUUAACAGGAUUCUUCCUUGGGAAAAAAAAAUCUGUGUUUUUGAUUUCAGGAAAUGGGAUGUGAUUUCUUUGGGGAUCAGUAUGACCCCAAGUCAUUAGUUCUACUAAGGUAUCCCUUUGCAGUGGGAUCUCUGUCUCCUGCUUUGUCUCAGAACAUGCCCAUGUUGGCCGGAUCACAACUGGCACUCUAGGGUUGUCACUAAAAGUUGCAAAGAAGCAGACAAGAUCCAACUUAAGACACCUUAUGUUUGUGUAACUGGGAAAUUAUUUUAGAAAGUAAACAGGCCUCUGUUGGCUCAAAUGAGGAUUAACAUAGUUGGUUUCCACUUAUGUAGUGCUUGGGAUAGAUUUGCCAGAAUUUGGUAGGCCUCCCGAUAGCCCUUGCUAGACCCCGUAAAUAGACGUCCAGGUCUCCUGAGUUAGACUGAACCAGAAACUUCUAAGACAAAGUCAGAAUGAUGGCAGUAAUUUUAGACUGUCAUUCUACCUGUUUUCUUAGCCUCUAAAUAGCCCUGUUCUGUGGUUUAAAUAAGUUUCAGGGGGAAAUAAGUCAAAAAUGGGCUCUAUGUAAGAAUAACCUGAGUGUGACUUAUAAUUAAGCAGUCAAAAGCCUGGCCUAAUGCUUAGGAAUAUCUUUGUAAUUCCUCUUAUAUUUGUCAAAUGGACUAUAAUCUGAUGCCUAAGAGGAGUGAAAAAUGGGAACGUGUUUUCUUCCAGUGUUCCGUUCUCUCCUUCUGCCCACAAGACGGGUCAAGGAAAGGGAGAGAAACUUACCCAAACUGUCUUUCUGAGUUGCAUGUGAUGUGAUGGUCUCUCUCUUGACUUCUGCGGUCCUCACCACAACCCCAUGUAGGCGGUGUUGUUGUCUCCCUCAUACAGUCGAGAGAACUGAGGCUAGGGGCAGGGGUUGGGGGGGGAUACGUUGCCAAAGGUCACUCAUUAUAGAAGUGCUGGGUUUGUAACCAAAGCUCAUGUACCUUCAAAAUUCAUGUCUCCCCCUACUGAAUCUCCUACAUCAAUGGAAAUGCUCCCACAUCAUGCCCUGCGGUCCCCUACCAAGACUUGCCCUCCUAUAUCCAGUUGACUUUGUAGUAAAACAAUCAGACCCAUUGAUUCCCUGGAUAGAGUAGUGAUCCCUGUGUCAGCUUCUCCACUUGGCUGUUCAGUGGGUCCUGCCUAUUCCUUUGAGUGGGCUCACAAUAGAGCUGCUAGUGGCAGAAAAUAAUGCCACAUUAAUUCUUCACCUCGUUCAUGGUGGAAUCCAUUAGUUCUUAGAGCUUGGUGUGGCUGCAGAUAAUCCCACAAAUGCCCCUUAUUCUCUGCCCCCAAGCAUCUCCUGUCAUUGUUUUAUCCAAACAUAUUCAAAUGUCCUUCCUGCCUCUGGUCUUUUAUCUCUAGGCUAUACCUUUAUUUCAGGGCUUUGAAAUCCUGCAGAAACAGGUGAGUCUGCAAAAACAUUCUUUGGGAGGCCAAACGCUCAGAACAGUUGUGUUUCUCUUCCUCAAUAUUCAAAAGAUCACAGGUCCCGGUGGAAGUCAACCUGAUCUGGUAAUUGGGCCCCUGCCCUCCUCUGAAUACUUUUUCAGGCGAAGAGGGAGCAGCUCCACCCUCCACAUUCCUUGAGGGUUAAGAAUUCACAUGCGAGAACAACCUCCAAGAUUGGUGGCAGCCAAUUUUCAAGUGUCAGAGAUUUUGCUGUUGGGGACACGAGGCAGGCUCUGCCCCAUCUCAAAAGUCACCUUAGCAAGAUGGGUCCACUUCAUCAGAUUUGUCAAUCAUUUCCUGUUUUAAAGAGAAAAAUGCUCUCUACGUUGCUUUCAGUGGGAUAUGGCUUUUCUUCCUUUUUUUUUUUUUUUUCUUUCUAACAUAGCAGUGAUGGAAAACACAAAUCUCUGCAGAGUAGAUCGAGACUUCCAGUGACAUGAAUCCAUUGUAUUUGAUUUUGGAUUGUAUUUUCUUUAACCCCCUUUAAUGGCAUAAAAUUCUGGUGCCUUGCUCCCUGAAUUUGUCUCCAUGCUACAAGUAGGCUUUCUUCACAUUCUGGCUUACACGGGAACACAACUAUUCCACAAGUGGCCUUUAGUGCUCUUUAUAAUAUGAUUUCCUGUAAUUUUUAAACUGUAUGUGUAAUUUCUAUUCUGGCUCUGGCCAAUAUUUGAACAACUUUAAUCGGUUGAUUUCCAUAUAUAUUAUGCAAACACUUCUUACCUGAUUUUUUAUGUUCUAUCUUAAAACAGAUACUGCACCACUUAUUAAUAAAUAGACAUUUCAAUGGUCA
Molecule: messenger RNA, 11041 nt
Organism: Felis catus (domestic cat)
Lineage: Eukaryota; Metazoa; Chordata; Mammalia; Carnivora; Felidae
Gene: KCNQ3
Product: potassium voltage-gated channel subfamily Q member 3
Exons: 15
Coding region: 142-2757 (871 amino acids)
Biological process (GO): potassium ion transport; transmembrane transport
Cellular component (GO): membrane
Molecular function (GO): voltage-gated potassium channel activity
Source: RefSeq, a predicted model, not a curated record